Molecule: messenger RNA, 1296 nt
Organism: Nymphalis io (European peacock)
Lineage: Eukaryota; Metazoa; Arthropoda; Insecta; Lepidoptera; Nymphalidae
Product: alpha-tocopherol transfer protein-like
Exons: 7
Coding region: 63-1007 (314 amino acids)
Cellular component (GO): membrane
Molecular function (GO): phosphatidylinositol bisphosphate binding
Source: RefSeq, a predicted model, not a curated record
ACGUUAGACUAGUCGUGUCUAAGUGUUGUAAGCCGCUGGUCACUUUGCAGGAAUUCAAUAAGAUGGAGACAAUUGCUUAUCAUCCACUCUUAGAAGUGCAGCAGGAAGAUGUGAAGAAGGUUCGACAGUUUUUCGAUUUAGAUGAUAUUAAUAGAAUCAAACAGAACUUGGAGGCAGUCGAGGAGUGGUGUAAGAAGCAACCUCAUUUGGUAGAAGCAUUUCAAUACUUAGGUACAAAUAUGCUGGAACGCUUAUGGAUUUUAUCAAAGGGCUCCGUGGAAGGGACAAAAACUAAAAUAGACAAAUUCUUGACGAUGAGAGGAAUGACACCAGAAAUAAGUCUGAACAAAUCCUACGAAGAAUUCGAGAAUAUUUUGGAUUGCGUAUUGUACGUGCCAUUGCCAAAACUGUGCCCUACAGAUCAGUCUAGGGUCAUGGUAACACAAAUUAUAUCAGGAAAAUGGGAGCACUUUAGUUUUUUAUCAUACUUGAGAUAUUGUUUUAUGAUCGGUGAAUAUAGAUUGCAUUAUGACUACUGUUUAUCUGAGAGGUAUAUAAUCGAUCUUAGCAAUGUAAGCGCACAGCUACUUACAAAGCUUAAUCCAAUUAUAUUGAAGAAGGGAGAAAUUUUAUGCACGGAAGGCUAUGGAACGAAGAUCAAAGGGAUUCAUAUAUUGAAUGCUCCUUCAUUUGUAGAUAAAUUUGUUUUUUUAAUUAAACAAGGACUUAAAGAGAAAGUGGCGAAGAGACUACACGUUCAUUCCUCAUAUGAGGAAUUAUAUAAGGAGAUUCCUAAGGAAAUUCUCCCAAAAGACUACGGCGGUGAUGGACCAAGUUGCGCUAGUUUAGCCGAACAAUGGAAGAAUAUCUUCAAGACCGAAGAGUCGAAGAAAAUAAUCGAACAAUGCAAUAAACUAGUGACAGAUGAAUCAAAACGUAGUUCGGUUAAAUUCAACGAAGAGUAUUUGGGAAUGCCUGGGUCAUUUAGAAGAUUAGACGUCGAUUAGAUAAAUAUACUUGUAUCCAUUGCAUACUUUUUUAUAUGUCCUAUACACAAAUUUUGCACAGCCGGUGGAUUUAAGGCUUAUUUAUUUUACUCACUGUAUUACAUACUUAGAUCUUAAAUUAUAAAUUUAGAUAAUAAUUGAAUACAUAAGCCUGUAGAGAACGCAAGCACGUAUUAUUAAAAAUUCAUACAAAGCAAUACAAAAUAUAUAUCUACAAGAGAACUGUGGAGAGCUGUUUAUUUAAAAAAAAAACACUUAUGUCAGUGACUUAAUAAAAAACGUCCAAAAU